Tachysurus fulvidraco (yellow catfish) is the source of this 3729-nucleotide messenger RNA. RefSeq names its product potassium inwardly rectifying channel subfamily J member 12b (gene kcnj12b). NCBI's taxonomy places the organism in Eukaryota, Metazoa, Chordata, Actinopteri, Siluriformes, Bagridae. Gene Ontology annotation, cellular component: plasma membrane. Gene Ontology annotation, molecular function: inward rectifier potassium channel activity. Gene Ontology annotation, biological process: potassium ion import across plasma membrane; regulation of monoatomic ion transmembrane transport. The transcript has 2 exons. The coding region runs from base 499 to 1764 and encodes 421 amino acids. The record is from RefSeq and is a predicted model, not a curated record.
GAAUCACUGGUUGCACCGAAACACUGUAGAACACAAGGAGCCUCGUCACAGCGCAUGACUGGAACAUGAAAUGAACACAACACUAAGAGGAACAGUAACGGAAGCUUCACUGAGCUUUAAACCGGCUUCUCUGCACCGCCUUCAGUGAGGACCAUUUACUGCCGGCAGGUUCGUGCGCUCGACACGGUGGAUGUGUGUGUGUGUGUGUGUGUGGUGCAGCUACAGCUGACGAUGAGGACCUUGCAGGACUACGACAGGAGCCGCUUGAGUUUGGAGAAGUGGUUCUACUCACAGAGUAACCCUUAAUGAACCCCGGGGGGAAGUUACAUCAUGCUUUGACUUUGACUUUUGACUGGAGAGUGAGAAAGAAAACGAGAAGCUCUUAGCUCUUCUUCAUAACCUGGACACAUAUACACUAAAAAACAGGUCCUUGUGAUUAGAGGCGAGACAGAGGCUUAGUAUCCCAACCACUGGUUUGUCCUGACUGGGCCAAGUGGCAUGAGUGUGGGAAAGACCCCUCGCUACAACGUCGUGUCAUCGUCGGAGGAGGACGUCCAUCACCACGGCAACAUGCCUGCUCUUGGCAAUGGCUUUGGAAAUGGUAAGAUCCAGACGAGGCGAAAGCCACGCAGCCGCUUCGUUAACAAAACCGGACAGUGUAACGUCAACUUUUCACACAUGGAAGAGCAAUCACAGCGCUACUUGGCCGACAUCUUCACGACCUGCGUGGACAUCCGUUGGCGCUGGAUGUUUUUUUUCUUCUCUCUCGCUUUCAUUCUGUCCUGGCUGGUGUUCGGUUUCAUUUUCUGGCUCAUUGCUCUUGUACAUGGUGACUUUGAAAGAACAUCCAGUGAAGAGUUCAUACCCUGCAUCAUGCAGGUCAACAGUUUUGUGGCAGCUUUCUUGUUCUCAGUUGAGACACAGACCACGAUUGGGUACGGCUUCCGCUGUGUGACUGAAGAGUGUCCGAUGGCUGUAUUUAUGGUUGUUGUACAGUCUAUUUUGGGUUGUAUCAUUGAUGCGUUCAUGAUUGGUGCCAUCAUGGCCAAAAUGGCCCGACCCAAAAAGCGUGCUCAGACGUUGCUAUUUUCGCACAACGCGGUCAUUGCGAUGCGAGAUGGAAAGCUAUCGUUGAUGUGGCGUGUAGGAAACCUGCGCAAAAGUCACAUUGUGGAGGCUCACGUCCGAGCACAGCUGAUCAAGCCCAGAGUGACAGAAGAGGGCGAGUACAUCCCGCUUGACCAGAUCGACAUCAACGUUGGCUAUGACAAAGGCAUCGACCGUAUCUUUCUUGUUUCUCCUCUGACCAUCAUCCAUGAGAUAAACGAAGAAAGCCCACUGUUUGGAAUCAGCAAACAGGAUCUGAUCAGUGAAGACUUUGAGAUCGUGGUGAUCCUCGAGGGCAUGGUCGAGGCCACGGCGAUGACCGCUCAGGUGCGCAGCUCUUACCUGUCCAGCGAAAUCUUAUGGGGUCAUCGCUUCGAGCCGGUAGUGUUUGAGGAAAAAAACCACUACAAGGUAGACUUUACGCACUUUCACAAGACUUAUGAGGUGCCCUCUACACCAUCCUGCAGUGCCAAAGACAUUGAGGACAGCAAGUCAUUACACUCCAGUGCUAACUUCUGUUACGAGAACGAGUUGGCGUUCAGCAGGGAGGAAGACGAGGAGGAAGGUAUAAGGGGAAUUUUGGGAACUGAGAUGGAAACCCUAUCAGCUAGCCUGAACUCUGACCAGAGAUCGCACCAUAAAGAGUCCGAGAUCUGAUCGCGGACAUAGCUGCCCCUUGAUAUUCAUCUCUAGAGAGUUUUAUUUUAACGUACAGUAGAUCCGGUCUGUCCCUUUAGAUUUGGCUUGAACUGACAGAUACAAAGCAAAGCAAGUGCCAAUAUGAACCACCGAACCUCGCUGACGUGGGCAGGUGUCGGUAUGUUCAUGACUGUUUCUGGAUGGCCUUCCUGUAGGAAAACUUGAAAUAGGAUUCCUUGUUUCAUGCUGUAGUUUGCUGUCAAAGCUUUAAUUGAUAUCGUAAUGCAAUACCAUGCUAUCCUGGGUGCCAAAAUCCAGUCAGACAUACAUACUGGUUGGUGCAUUUGGUCCCUGCUCUUGAUUUUGUAGAAUUCCCCUUGAAAAUAGAUCCUUCUUACACCAUCAUACGUACACUCGUACAGAAUCACAAUCCCUUUUGUCCAGUGUGACUCCAGUGUGACUCGAAGCAAUAAAAUGAUCCCUAAUAUAUUUUAAAAAAUUGUUGUAUGUUGUAGCGCUUCAAUCACUCACCGGCAUUUUGGUUAAACAAAAGUGAUUUUAAAUCUUUUUUUGUCAACAUCAACACUAGAAAUCAUUGACCUGACGUUCAUUUAAAGAAAACAAGAUGGCACCCAGGCUAGCAGAUAGCUAGAUAACAUAGUGUCUUAUAUCUUCUGUGUGUAGAUUAAUCUCUCUGUGUGUAUACUGUAUGUGUGUGUUUUAAAAAUCAGCAUUUUUCUAGAAACAGUUUACCUUCCACACACAGACACACAGACGUCACAUCCAGCUUCAAACACACACUCGUUCAUGCUCAGGAUGCACCCUCUUGCACAGCAGACGAAGCUCAGAGAAGAGAAACGUCCAUGAAUGUUGGUUGUGUCUAAAGCAGGACUGAUUACCUGCACCAAAAUUGCAUGACAGUGCAAAUGAUUGAGCAGGAUAUCUAUUAUAUUAUAUUAUAUUAUAUUAUAUUAUAUUAUAUUAUAUUAUAUUAUAUUAUAUUAUAUUAUAUAUAUUUAUAUCUUCUGAGCACUACAGUAUAUCAGAUGUGUUGGAGCUUCGAGCUUUAUUGGAGGCUGCUUGCACAAUAACUAAAAUUUACACUUUAUGAUAAUAAUUGAAAAAAAUAAAUAAAAACAGAAAAAAAUGUUCCUGAAAUUGAAACCAAAAAAUAUCUAUUGGUUAUAAAUAUCUCCAUAUCAGGACUCUGAGAUAUUUACCAGGCCUUGAGAAAAAUGAGCAGGACUCAUGGUUUAAAGGCUUAUUAAUGUACAAGGGCACAGUGCAAUAUGGAGCAUUAGUCUUCUUCUAACUGAUGAUGAUGAUAAUGAUGAUGAAGUGUUUAAAAAUGGCCCUACAUCUGGGUCGUGAGGACGUGGUUACCAGACAGGCUGAAGGACUGUGGAAUACCUGAAAUGUCUAUAACAUGUCACAAAGUAUUCCGAUAAACUUAAAAUCACAUAUUUUCCACCAGACAUGAUCAUAUAUUACACUCACCUGUAACAAUGUAAAUAACCCUGAAUAACUAUGCCCUGAAAUCGCACGUGUAAAAUUGCCCAUGUGUAAUAUAUUUUUUUAAUCGUACACAUGAACGAAUCAUGUGUAGAAAAUCACAUGCGAAAGACUGAAAAACUCGUGUGUGAUUCCCAUGCGAAAAUAAAUGAAUCAUUUAAAAUAUCAUGUGAAUAUUUUUUUAAUCACAUGCAGAAAUAAAUGAAUCCCGUGAAAAAGAAAUUUACACAUUUCUUCCAAAUCACAUGCAGAAAUAAACAAAUCAAAAUAAAAAAAAUCACGUGAAUCAUAUUUAAUCAUAUGCUGAGAUAAAAGUAUCAGGUGAAAGAAAAUUCACAUGAGAAACCUUUUUAAAAAAAAUCCGGAUGUGGAAAGAAAUGAGUCAUGUAACAAAUCACAUGUAAAAAAAAUUUUAUUCAAUGUGAAAAUAAAUCUCUGGUGCAAAUAAACGAAUAAUUGGCAAAAAAAAAA